AUGUUAUUUGGUGUUAAGUUGACGACUAGUAUUUUUCCUCCAUGGAAGAGUUCUUAUAUUAAUUAUGAUUAUUUGAAAGAGUUGCUUAAGGAAGGUGAAACGAAAGAUAAAGGUUCGAAUGCUAGCUGGACAGAGAAGGAUGAGUCUAAGUUUGUGGAGGUUUUAGAUAAGGAAUUGGAGAAAGUGUAUUCUUUCCAAGCUGCGAAGUACAAUGCUCUGACUGAGAAAUUGAAUCGAUUGGAAGAGCAGACUAAGACUCAAGAGAUGAUUCAAAAUUUAGAUUUUGAUAGCUUCCAAAGGGUUUUAGAGGAUAGUUUAAGUGAAACUGGUGAAUUAGACAAAUUUGCAAGAAUCAAUUUUACUGGGUUUGUGAAAAUUGUCAAAAAACAUGAUAAAUUACAUCCAAAGUAUCCCUCAGUUAAGUCUUUAUUGGAAGUACGUUUGAAAGAGCUUCCAUUCCAUUCUGAGGAAUCAUCUCCUUUGUUAUACCAGAUUUCAUUUUUGUACAAUAUAGUUAGAAGCAACAGUAAUGGUGUUUCUAACUCUUUAAUCGGCUCUGCUAAGUUGUCGAGUCUUGCUAAUAGUGGUGCAAUGACAGAUAUGAGUUUUAAGAGUUACAAAUUUUGGAUUCAUAGGGAUAAUUUGAUGGAGGUCAAAACAAGGAUUUUAAGACAUCUUCCUGUUUUGGUAUAUGCCGCUGCACCAACUGAGAAUGACGAUUUGAUUGAUAGGUUUGAAUCAGAUAUACUAGAUGAUGACGGUGGUGUACCUUCCUCAAGUUCAAGCACUGAAGGAGUAGAAGGUGGUUUACGCUCAAGAUCAUAUGACCCAGUGAUCAAUACUUUGUACUUUGAUAAUGAACAUUUUGAAUUGUACAACAAUAAAUUAAUGAAAUCGAGCGGUGCACCAACUUUGAGACUGAGAUGGAUUGGAAAAUUAGUUGACAAGCCUGACUUGUUUUUGGAAAAAAGAACUAUCAUUGAGGAUGAAAAUGAUGGUAGCAUUGAUUUUGAAGAAACAAGAAUUAAGCUACAACAAAAAUAUGUUAAUGGAUUUAUUUUCAAUGGUGACCCCCAAUAUAAAGAGGUUACUUUAAAUAAGUUGAAAAACAGGGGUGCUAUGGAAUCAGAAAUUGAAACUCUUGAAAACAACAUUGAUACCAUCCAGAAGUUUGUUAUGCAAGAACAACUACAACCUGUAUUUAGAACUGUUUACACCAGAACAGCUUUCCAAAUCCCAGGUGAUGACCGUGUUAGAGUUACAAUUGAUUCUGACAUUCUGUAUAUUAGAGAAGAUAGUUUUGAUAAAAACAGGCCAAUCAGGGAUUCCAAUAGCUGGCAUCGUUCAGACAUUGAUGCAAACGUAUCAAAUCCAAUGAAGUUUUUAAGAACCGGUGAGUACUCCAAAUUCCCUUACUCUGUCAUGGAGAUUAAAGUUAAAAAUUUCUCUGCAACUUCCAUGUCUGCAUCCAUGCAAUCAAAGAAUUUACCUAACAAGCACAACAUAUGGAUUAGUGAUCUAAAGAAUUCUCAUUUGGUUAAAGAAACUCCUAAAUUUUCGAAGUAUGUUCAAGGUAUAGCUUCGUUGUUUGGUGAAGAUGAAAGAUUAGAUAUCUUGCCUUUCUGGCUACCUGAUUUAGAAACAGAUAUUAGAAAAGAUCCAACUGAAGCGUUUGAAGAAGAAAAGAAGAGAAAGGAAAAACAGAUGAAGAUUCUGUCGAAACUUGAUGAGAUGAGAAAAUCAUCCUCCAAGAUUUCUCCAUCCUCAAUAAAACAAGAAGAAGAGGAAUUAAGAAAGAUAAGGGACGCAGACUUGGAAGACCAUGAAUCAUCUGAAGAGGAGGAGGAAGAGCAAAGAAAAGGAAAAUUGAAGAAAAGAAAGCAAAAACAGAAACAGAAGGAUAGAGCUGAACCUGAACUGACCUUUUUACAGGUCUUGGCAGGUAGAGAUUCUAAACUACACAGUAUCGAUUCAGAAGAGGAAGAAAUUGAAUUGCCUCCAGGUGUUAAAAAACCAAUAGAGCUUCUAAAGAAUGCUGGUCCAAUAAAAGUAGAAGCUAAAGUUUGGUUAGCAAAUGAACGUACUUUUAAUAGAUGGUUGAAAGUGACUGUAUUAUUUAGUAUCUUAACAUUUUCAAUUUUCAAUUCUGUAAAACAAUCCGGCUAUCCAAAUCUAGCUAAUGCCCUAGCCUAUAUUUACUUUGGUUUAACCAUGUUCUCUGGUUUAUGGUCCUAUUCUGUUUACAUCAAGAGAUUGAACGUGAUUCGUGAGAGAAGUGGAGAACAUCUAGAUGCUCCAUUAGGUCCUAUUCUAGUCGCCUUUGUUCUAACGGUGACUUUGGUUGUCAAUUUCGUAGUUGCAUUCAGAGAAGAAGCUAAAAAACAACUACAACACUCAAUUGUGAUGAGAGUUGCAGAGAAUACCCUUUCUGACCGUUUGAAACCAAUUCAAAGCUACAUUUUCCAGCUUGUAGGUGCUGAAACUAAUUAA
Molecule: messenger RNA, 2490 nt
Organism: Vanderwaltozyma polyspora DSM 70294
Lineage: Eukaryota; Fungi; Ascomycota; Saccharomycetes; Saccharomycetales; Saccharomycetaceae
Exons: 1
Coding region: 1-2490 (829 amino acids)
Cellular component (GO): vacuolar transporter chaperone complex; fungal-type vacuole membrane
Source: RefSeq, a predicted model, not a curated record